Molecule: messenger RNA, 889 nt
Organism: Cryptotermes secundus
Lineage: Eukaryota; Metazoa; Arthropoda; Insecta; Blattodea; Kalotermitidae
Product: trypsin-1
Exons: 7
Coding region: 5-778 (257 amino acids)
Biological process (GO): proteolysis
Molecular function (GO): serine-type endopeptidase activity
Source: RefSeq, a predicted model, not a curated record
CGAAAUGUUGCUGCUGGCUACUGUUGCACUCGCUGGCUUUGUAAGUGCUCUUGGCGCACCUCAUAGCAUUAUCACGGGCGGCGGAAGGAUUGUAAACGGAACAGAUGCGGCCCCUGGCCAGUAUCCAUUCAUAGCUUCUCUGCAGUACCGCGGCAAACACACCUGUGGGUCUUCUGUUGUGAAUGAGUGUUACAUCGUGACGGCCUCGCACUGUGUUGACGGAAGAGAACCAGUGGACCUGACAGUUCUGGCUGGAACUGCCGUCCUGGGCCAUGGCGGAGUGAGACACGCUGCUCAGCUUAUCACGAUGCAUCCUGGGUACAACCCGGACGCUAUGUACGAGAAUGACAUCGCGCUUGUUAAGCUGUCCUCCCCGAUCACCUUCAACGACCAGGCACAACCAGUCGCUCUACCAAAUCAGCUGGAGCCCACGAAAGGGGGUACGCUUGCCACCGUCAUUGGUUGGGGUUUUCCAUACACUGACGGAGGCGUGAUGGAGAAGCUGCAACACGUGAACAUAACCGUGUAUGACGACGAGAAGUGCCAGUCCAUUCACUCCUUAGAGGUUCACGACACCAACAUCUGUGCAGGAGUUCCGGAAGGCGGCAAGGGUCAGUGCAGUGGCGAUUCCGGCGGGCCACUGAUUGCCGGCGGUCACCAGGUUGGUAUCGUGUCCUGGUCUGUGAAACCGUGCACCGUUGCCCCUUACCCAGGGGUGUACACCGAGGUGGCUCACUAUGUGGAUUGGAUCAGAGAAAACAGCAAAGAUGCCUGUUGAAGCACAGCGCCGUGUGGGUGACUGAAUUCGUACGAGGGUGUAACGUGCUCCUGCGCUGCUUGCACUGUACUGAAUGCCGCAAUAAACACUGAGUGAAGUAAUUCCCCUCAA